UCCGACUAUGAAGGAAUUGAGGAUCUUCAUCGCCGGCGACUGAACUUCUCUGGAAAUGGAUGGAGGAGAAGCUUUAAGCGAGUCUUCGUCUGGAAACCAGCUCGAGAACUGGGCAGAAGAGCAGGAUCAGCUGAAGAAGAAGCUGGUCGCGUACGAUGACUUCUCAUGGAAAUUAUCUUCAUCAGUGGAGCUGCCUCAGGGAUCCGAGAUGCUUAAGUACGUUGGAGGUGUAGACAUGAGCUUUUCCAAGGAAGAUUCUUCCGUCGCCUGCGCUUGUCUCGUCGUUCUCGAGCUACCUUCUCUGCGUGUAGUUCACCAUGAGUUGUCUCUUCUCCGUCUUCAUGUUCCUUAUGUCCCUGGAUUUCUUGCCUUUCGUGAGGCUCCGGUUCUCUUGCAGAUUCUGCAAAAGAUGAGAGAUGAUAAGCAUCCUUUCUAUCCUCAGGUACUGAUGGUGGAUGGAAAUGGAAUACUUCAUCCACGAGGAUUUGGAUUGGCGUGUCAUUUAGGUGUCCUUGCUCAUCUCCCUACCAUUGGGGUCGGAAAAAACCUGCAUCAUGUGGAUGGUCUGAAUCAAUCUGAGGUGAGACGGUCGCUUCAGCUCAAAGAAAACGAGCAUGAGCAAGUUUUCACUUUGGUAGGAAACUCUGGAUUUACGUGGGGAGUAGGAUUUAGGCCAACUCUGAGUUCUCUAAAGCCCAUAUAUGUUUCGGUUGGCCAUCGCAUAUCACUUGAAUCUGCCGUUGCAAUUGUCAAGAUGACCUGCAAGUAUCGUGUUCCGGAACCUAUUAGACAGGCAGAUAUGAGAUCAAGAGCAUAUUUCCAGAAGCAUCAAACUGAGCCUUUUCAAAGAACCGGGACUGCAAUGACCGGAUCAGACUGAACGUUAAUCUCUCGGACAAGGCAUUGAACAGUAUUCCAAAUUACAUAGAACUCUCUGAAGUUUUUACUUCAAUGGACAGAUUCACGUCACUGAAGAUCCGCCCUAAUAUUCUCCUUCAUUUAUCUCACUGACUCGAGGAUUACAAGCUAAACAAAGAUAAUCAAUGUUGUAUCCAAUAUAUUGGAAUGUAAGCUUGCUUACGGUGUAAUCUUGGAGUAAAUAGAAAGAAUAGGAAAGUGGUCUAGGGUCCUGGUAUUAUUUUUAGUUGUUUGGGUCCUUUUGGGAUAUUGGGACUUGGGAGUGUUUGGGGUUCUCCACAACAAUACCAUUGGUUCUUUGGUUUGGUAUUUUCUCUUGGUCCUCAUUCAAUAAAAAGCAUAACUUUUCUGUCUUAA
This is a messenger RNA of Capsella rubella, 1275 nucleotides long. Its product is annotated as endonuclease V. Gene Ontology annotation, biological process: DNA repair. The record is from RefSeq and is a predicted model, not a curated record. The transcript is spliced from 9 exons. Bases 56 to 880 code for a protein of 274 amino acids. NCBI's taxonomy places the organism in Eukaryota, Viridiplantae, Streptophyta, Magnoliopsida, Brassicales, Brassicaceae. Gene Ontology annotation, molecular function: single-stranded RNA binding; RNA endonuclease activity producing 5'-phosphomonoesters, hydrolytic mechanism. Gene Ontology annotation, cellular component: nucleolus; cytoplasm.